Molecule: messenger RNA, 1515 nt
Organism: Pyrus x bretschneideri (Chinese white pear)
Lineage: Eukaryota; Viridiplantae; Streptophyta; Magnoliopsida; Rosales; Rosaceae
Product: probable pyridoxal 5'-phosphate synthase subunit PDX1
Biological process (GO): amino acid metabolic process; pyridoxine biosynthetic process; pyridoxal 5'-phosphate biosynthetic process
Molecular function (GO): amine-lyase activity
Source: RefSeq, a predicted model, not a curated record
CCCCUCCCAAAACCCUCGCCAGUCGCCACCCCAUUUCCUCGCUCCCUCUCUCUCUAGAACCUUCAUUUUUCUCUCUCUAGAUAUGGCGGGUUCAGGAGUGGUGGCGGUGUACGGAAACGGCGCUAUCGCCGAGAGUAAGCAGUCGCCUUUCUCCGUCAAAGUGGGUCUCGCCCAAAUGCUCCGCGGCGGUGUGAUUAUGGACGUCGUCAACGCCGAGCAGGCCCGGGUCGCGGAGGAGGCCGGCGCAUGCGCCGUCAUGGCCCUGGAGCGUGUUCCCGCCGACAUCCGCGCCCAAGGCGGCGUCGCCCGGAUGUCCGACCCGCAACUCAUCAAAGAAAUCAAGCAGGCCGUGACAAUCCCCGUCAUGGCUAAGGCCCGAAUCGGGCACUUCGUCGAGGCUCAAAUCCUCGAAGCCAUCGGCGUCGAUUACGUCGACGAGAGCGAGGUUCUGACCCUCGCCGACGAGGAGCACCACAUCAACAAGCACAAUUUCCGGGUGCCCUUCGUCUGCGGCUGCCGGAACCUCGGCGAGGCCCUCCGCCGUCGGGAGGGCGCGGCGAUGAUCCGGACGAAAGGCGAGGCCGGCACGGGAAACAUCAUCGAGGCGGUGCGGCACGUGCGGUCCGUGAUGGGGGACAUUAGGGUUUUGCGGAACAUGGACGAUGACGAGGUGUUCACCUUCGCAAAAAAGAUCGCGGCGCCGUACGAUCUGGUGAUGCAGACGAAGCAGCUUGGGAGGCUUCCGGUGGUGCACUUCGCCGCGGGAGGAGUGGCGACGCCGGCUGACGCGGCGCUGAUGAUGCAGCUGGGGUGCGACGGGGUGUUCGUCGGAUCGGGCGUGUUCAAGAGCGGUGACCCGGCGAAGCGGGCGAGAGCGAUUGUGCAGGCGGUGACGCACUACCGGGACCCCGAUGUGUUGGCGGAGGUGAGCUGUGGGUUGGGGGAGGCGAUGGUGGGGUUGAACUUGAAGGAUGCGAAGGUGGAGAGGUUUGCGAAUCGGUCUGAGUGAAUGGAGUUAAGGGACUGUUUGGAUGGUUUUAGUGGGUUUUCUACAUAUAAAAACUUUAAGAUUAUGUGGAUAAGGUUCGGGUUUGAGUUUGGAUCAUCGGCCCCAGUUUGAGUUUUGAGUUUGGGUCAACGGCCCAGUUCGAGUUCUGAGAAGUUUCAACAGCCGUGGUGUUACUAAUUAGAUGGAUAAUUUGAAGUUCGAGUCCUGAGAAGUUUCAAUAGCCGUGGUGUUACCAAAUAGAUGGAAAUUUCAAGUUCGAGUUCUGAGAAGUUUUAACAGCCGUGGCCCGUGGUGUUACUAAUUAGAUGGAUAAUUUCAUGUGUUGGUUUGACUGUCACAUUAAAAAAUUCCUCAAAAAUUUAGUCUCGAAAAUCAGAAUUUUAGUUACGAGAAUUCUUCACUAGUUGGUUUUGGACUUCAAGAAUUCAAUUGGAGAAGGGGAAAAGACAAACGAAUGCAAAGUAAUAAGUAAUUUAUAAAAUAUUGCGUUUGAAAUGUUUUUCUUA